This is a messenger RNA of Sinocyclocheilus rhinocerous, 589 nucleotides long. Its product is annotated as progesterone-induced-blocking factor 1-like. Gene Ontology annotation, cellular component: microtubule organizing center. The transcript has 3 exons. The coding region runs from base 80 to 589 and encodes 169 amino acids. Gene Ontology annotation, biological process: cilium assembly. Lineage: Eukaryota; Metazoa; Chordata; Actinopteri; Cypriniformes; Cyprinidae. The record is from RefSeq and is a predicted model, not a curated record.
GUGUAGAAAUUGGAGGAACAGUCUUAUUUCCUUACAUGAUAAGUCGGUAGGACGGUUGGACUGGAGCUGUGUCGAGAAUAUGCCCCCUAAGAAGCCAAAGGACGCCACGGCAAACAUCUCCAGCUCCAUCGAGUCUGAGGACAUCAGUCUGGAGACAACAGUCCCCACAGAGGACAUAUCGUCUUCAGAUGAGAAAGAUGGAGCAGGGAAGGUCACAAAACAGCUCCUGGAAAGAAAAGAGCUGCUUCAUAACCUUCAAAAACUGAAGAUAGAGCUGUCACAGAAAAAUCUGCUCAUAGACAACCUCAAAGUGGACCAUCUUACAAAGAUAGAGGAGCUAGAGGAAAGGCUGAACGAUGCUCUCCAUCAGAAACAGGUGCUCGCUCUGCGUCUGGACAGCCAGCUCAAACUACAGCAGGAUGAAAACAGGAAGCAGCAAGUCUUGAGGAAGCAGGAGAUGGACACCAUCAUGCUCAGACAGAAGCAGCUGGAAGAGACAAACCAUCAGCUGUGUGAUCGAGCAGGUGAUCUCCGCAGGAGCUUGAGGGACCUGGAGCUGUCUGAGGAGAUUUUUAAUUUUUUUCCCUAA